AUGCAAGACAUUGGUGCGUCAUCCACUAAGACGACCAAUGCUUCUAAUAAUCGUCUGGAAGCUGCAAAGGAAACAAGUGAAGAGCUACGGGCAGAAGCGAAGAUGUGGGAGAUGAACGCCCGAAAGCUAAUGGGUGAUUUGAACAUGUUGAGGACCGAAUUCUCAGAUCAAUCCAAAAAACUGGCUGGUCUUGAAAUGGAACUUUCAGCAGCACAUGUGGAGCGUGAUAAUUUGAGAAAAGAAAUUGAAGAGUUAAAAUUGUCAUUUGAGGAACCAACUGCGCGACAGAAAGCAUUGGAAGAUUCAGUAUCUCAAGGUGAAUGUAUUCCAGAAAUUGAAAAUGCUCUAAAAGAUGAAUUGAGGUUUCAAAAAGAAUCUAAUGCUAACUUGUCUUUGCAACUGAAGAGAAGCCAAGAAGCAAACGUUGAGUUUGUUUCUGUUCUCCAGGAGCUGGAAGAGACUAUAGAACAGCAGAAAAUUGAGAUAGAAAACCUUUCAUCAUUACCCUCAAAAUUCAGUGAUCUGGAGAAAUCUUUCCAACUAAGUAUAGAAGGAAACAAGCACUUAAUGCAACAACUAGAACAAUUGGAGGAAUCCAAGAAAAAUAUGCUGGUCAAGAUGAAAGAGCUGGAAGGAUCCUUGGAGGACAAGAUUCGAGACACUGAACUUAUGAAGAUUCAAAACAACAAAACCCUUUCAGAUAUUGAAAUGGGAUAUGAAAGCAAGUUAUCUGCCAAAGAUGAAGAAAUUUUAAGUUUGAAAGCAAAGCUGCUUGAAUCUCUCCCAGAAAGUUGCAAUACAGAAACUGUGUCCACAGAUUUAGGUGAUGCAGAUCUUUUGAGAGAAAUCGAAGUACUGAAAGAGAAAGUUCAGGAACUUGAGAUAGACUGCAAUGAGCUGACAGAGGAAAACCUUGACCUUUUAUUCAAGCUAAAAGAAGCAAAGAACAAUUCAAAAGAUGGAUCAUCUGAAGACCUUUUGUCAGAUAAGCUCAAAGAUCAAUCUUUAGCUAGCUUCGAGUCUGAAGUAAGCAACAAUUUAUUUCGAAUAUUCCAUUCAGAAGACAUGUUCCAGGGGGAAAACGUCAUCAAGAAUAGUAAAGAUGAUCAUAUUUCAAUGCAAGAGCUUGAGACUUUAAAAUUAGCUCUUGAAUUCCGAAUCACAGAUUUGAAUAAGGAACUGACUAAUAAAACAUCUGAGAUAGGAAAUCUUGAGGCUAACUUAUCACGUAAAGAAGAGGAAGUUGGGGUUCUGCAGAAGCGAGUGAGUGAGUUGGAAGCCAAGGUUUAUCAUCUUGAACAAGAAAAAAGUCAACUUGAGAAACACAAGGAGGCCGUGAUAAAAGAAAGUAAGCAUGAACUGGAGCUCCACAUAUUAGAUAUAGAACAGCAAAAACAACAAUUGUCAAUUCGCAAUUCUGUUUUGGAAGAUCAAAUGAGAGAUUUGACAAAUGAACAAGAAUCUUGUUUAUCAGAACUAGAGAACGCUAGAUCUCAAGCUGCAAGGCUUCAAGAGAAGAUUAUGGAGAUGCAGUCUGAGAUAGAUUCAUCAACAGAAGACAUGGAACAAAGAUUAAAGGUGACACAAAAAGCGCAAGAAGAAUGUGAAUUUCUAAGGGGAGAAAAUCAGCAGUCACAAGUUACCAUUGAGAAUCUUAAAGAAGAAUGUAGUUCUUUUAAGAAGCUAAAUGGAGAUUUGAGGCAGCAAAAGUUGAAGCUAGAGGAAUAUUGCUCCCUUAUGGGAGCCAGGUUGAAGGAAUCAGAUGAAAGAUUUGCUAAGUGCUCUGAACGAUUAGAACUCCUGGAAAAGAAAUUCAUUUUAAUGCUAGAUGAUAUUGCAUCAAAAGAGAAGCAUCUAACUUCAGAUUUAGAUUAUCUUUUUGAUGAAAAUAGGAAACACGUGGAGCAGGGCCAAAUUUUGUUGAAUCAGAUGCAAAUGGAGAAGAUGGUAGAAACUCAGAACUUAGAACUAGAAAUUGAGAACCUCAGUCUGAAACUUUCGGCAACCUUUGAUGAAAAAGAGAGGAUUGCUUCCAAUGCUUUGUUUGAAGUAUCCACAUUAUGUGCUGAUAAAGCCAAACUGAAAUCUGAUUUAGAAGAAGCUCAAUCUAACGUGAUUUUGGCCAAGAAGGAGGUUGGUAUGAUGCAGAAUCGAUAUGAACAAAAGCUGAAAGACCUAACAACUGAGCUUGCUGAACACAAAGUUAAAAUGGAAAUGCUGAGGGCUGAUCAUGAAAAGUUGUUAACGCUGGUGGAGGACUAUAAAUCAAGAGAACUAAAAUUCAAAAGCACUAUAAAUGCUCUUGAAUUAAAACUUACGGUCACUGAAUAUGAAAGACAACAAUGCAUGGAUGAAUCUGGAAAUUUAAAGGUUCAGUUGCAGCAAAAACAUCAAUUUGAAAAUGAGAUCAUAGCUCUAAAGAAUGAGCUCAACUCUUCUAAUUCUGAGAAAGAGAGAUUGGAAGCCUCAUUGCUCCAAACAUCUGAACUAUGUGAAGAUCUGACAGCAGAGAAGAAAUCAUCUGGACUAAAGAUAUUAGCCUUGGAGAAGGCAGCGUCUGAAUUGGGUGACUGCAAGAGAACUAGAGCAUCCCUAGAAGAAAGACUCAUGCAGUUGGAGAAUGACUUGAAGGCAAGAGAAACAAGAUGUGUUCAGGAUACUGAGCUCAGUCACAUCAAAAAAAUAAACAGGCAGCAUCAACAGACCAUACAACUGCUUGAGCAGGAAAAAGCUGAUUUCCAGACAAAAGUCCAAGCCCUUGAAGAAGAAUUGAAACUUACUAAGGAACAAAAGCGAAAUCAAGUUCCGAAGUUAAACAGGAAAAGUUUAUCAGUUAACGAUGAUCUAAAGGCCUCAAAAAAUCCUGUGGUGAAGAAUACUAAUCAAUAUCGCAGUAAUAGGAAAAAGUCAUCAUUAAAAAAUGACAGAGAAAUUAUGAAAGAUCAACAGGACCCUUGUUACAGCAUCAAACAUCAGAGUGAGGUAGAAACUGAACAUGGACUUCUCGAUGAAAGUGUUCAAGCUGUUGAAGUAGAUCCACAAUUGAAGACUCAAUUGCUUGAGACUGGACUAGAAAAAGCAGAAGGCAAUAACAUUUAUGAAGUUCAAAUUGACAGGUCUCCAUCUCAAGGCCAGAACAACAAGGCAAAUGGCCCAGCAAAAUCAAUGGCUGAAGAACUUGUAACGAAAGAAAAAUUUGAACGUACAAAAUCUAUGCUAGAGGCAGAGUUAAGAGAUAUCCAGGAGCGCUACUUCCACAUGAGCCUUAAAUAUGCUGAGGUGGAAGCCGAGCGUGAAGAACUUGUGAUGAAGCUCAAGGUGGCCAAGAACAAAAAAGGAUGGCUCUCAUAGAAUUAUGAUCAGUCCGUUGACCCUUUUUUGAGGCUGCCAGGCACCUUUUCACCAAUUUGAAGUGUCAGAGUUUUCAAUCUACAAAAUGAUGAAUAAUUUGGUAAUGAUUCAUUGAGUAGGAGAAAAAUAAUAAAACUA
Molecule: messenger RNA, 3489 nt
Organism: Abrus precatorius (Indian licorice)
Lineage: Eukaryota; Viridiplantae; Streptophyta; Magnoliopsida; Fabales; Fabaceae
Product: nucleoprotein TPR-like
Exons: 4
Coding region: 1-3351 (1116 amino acids)
Source: RefSeq, a predicted model, not a curated record